CUUCCUUCAUUCAUUCCCCAUCAUUCCUUCAUCUCCACACAAAGAAAGUUCAGAGGUAAAAUCGAAUCCAUCAAUGGCAUCUCAAACUACAAUUGAUGGGCAUAAAGAUGAUCAAACCGUCUUACAGAAACACGUUGCAUUCUUCGAUCGCAAUCAUGAUGGAAUUAUUUAUCCAUGGGAGACAUUCCAAGGGUUCAGAGCAAUUGGGUCAGGCAUCAUCUUAUCAUCCGUGGCUUCAAUUUUCAUCAAUCUUGGUCUCAGCCAAAAAACCCGCCCUGGCAAAUUCCCAUCUGUGUUAUUACCUAUAGAGAUAAAGAACAUUCAAAGAGGCAAACAUGGGAGUGAUACUGGUGUAUAUGACAGUGAAGGAAGGUUUGUGGGGUUGAAAUUUGAUGAGAUAUUUGGAAAAUAUGCUUGUACAUAUCAAGAUGCAUUAACAGAAGAUGAAUUGAUGAUAAUGGUGAAGGCAAAAAGGGUGCCUAAGGAUUAUGGUGGAUGGGUUGCUGCUUAUGUUGAAUGGAAGGUGUUAUAUAUGUUGUUUAAGGAUAAGAAGGGUUUGUUACAGAAACAGACUGUAAAAGGUGUUUAUGAUGGAACCCUUUUUCAUGAAAUGGAGAAGAAGAUUCAGAUGGAGAAGAAGGCCAAGUAAUUAAGAAAUGAGAAUU
Molecule: messenger RNA, 665 nt
Organism: Impatiens glandulifera
Lineage: Eukaryota; Viridiplantae; Streptophyta; Magnoliopsida; Ericales; Balsaminaceae
Product: probable peroxygenase 4
Exons: 5
Coding region: 74-649 (191 amino acids)
Molecular function (GO): monooxygenase activity; calcium ion binding
Source: RefSeq, a predicted model, not a curated record